Epinephelus moara (kelp grouper) is the source of this 1712-nucleotide messenger RNA. RefSeq names its product cytochrome b-c1 complex subunit 2, mitochondrial. The transcript is spliced from 14 exons. The record is from RefSeq and is a predicted model, not a curated record. Gene Ontology annotation, molecular function: metal ion binding. Lineage: Eukaryota; Metazoa; Chordata; Actinopteri; Perciformes; Serranidae. The coding region runs from base 91 to 1470 and encodes 459 amino acids. Gene Ontology annotation, cellular component: mitochondrion.
CUACUACACGGUGCAGUGGAUUGUGGGUAAUACGUCAGCCCGCCGCCAUAUCUGUCUUUCUGUACCGGCUGAAGGAGAGAGCCUGGAGUCAUGAGAGGAAUCCGGUCUCUGAACAAUAUCCCCAAACGUUGCUAUGCCGCUGCCAGGAGGAGUGAAGCUCUGACUGAACCCCUCUCGGGCCGUGCACGUUCCUCAGCUGCACCUCUCCCUCCCCAAAAUGUCCAGGUGUCCAAGCUUCCAAACGGUCUGGUGAUAGCAUCGCUGGAGAACUAUUCCCCCCUGUCCAGUGUUGGUGUGUUUGUGAAAGCCGGGAGUCGCUAUGAGACCGUGGAGAACCAAGGCGUCUCUCAUGUGCUACGACUGGCAUCAAACCUGACUACUAAGGGAGCGUCUGCCUUCAAGAUCUGUCGUGGAGUGGAGGCACUGGGGGGCAGCCUGAGUGUGACAUCAUCAAGAGAGACAAUGGUCUACUCCGCAGAGUGCUUAAGAGAUAACCUAGAUUUAUUGUUUGAGUAUUUGGUCAACGUGACUGCAGCUCAGGAGUUUAGGCCGUGGGAGGUAAGCGACCUGACGUCCAGGGUGAAGAUCGACAAGGCUCUGGCCCAGCAAUGUCCUCAGAUAGGUGUAAUUGAGAAGGUGCACGAAGCAGCGUACAAAAAUGCCCUGUCCAACUCUCUGUACUGCCCUGACUACAUGGUCGGUCGAAUCACCCCCACACAGCUGCACUCAUAUGUUGAGGACAAUUUCACCACUGGCAGAAUGGCUCUUGUAGGACUAGGUGUAAAGCACUCCGUCCUGAGGCAGAUGGGCGAGGGGCUCCUGAGCGUCCGCAGCGGGGCUGGAGCACCCGUGGCUAAGGCUUUGUACCGUGGAGGUGAGCUGCGGGUGCAGAAUAACGACGACCUGGUCCACGCACUGAUUACCAGCGAGGGCGGCGUCACAGGUAGUGCUGAGGCUAAUGCCUUUAGCGUGCUGCAAAGGAUCUUGGGAUCUGGGCCACAUGUAAAGAGGGGCUCCAACAUCACAAGCAAACUGAGCCAGGGUAUUGCCAAAGCUACCACACAGCCCUUUGAUGCCACAGCCUUCAAUGCCUCAUACUCUGACUCUGGCCUGUUUGGCGUCUACACCAUCGCACAAGCUGACUCUGCAGGAGAGGUGAUCAAAGCUGCCGUCGCUCAGGUGAGGGGUGUGGCUGACGGAAAUGUAUCAGAGGCUGAUGUCACCAGAGCAAAGAACCAGGUGAAAUCAGAGUACUUGAUGUCAAUUGAGGGCUCUGAUGGCCUGAUGGAGGAGAUUGGUGCGCAGGCUCUGACCACUGCAGCAUACCAGCUCCCUGACGCUGUUCUCCAGGCUAUAGACGCUGUCACCCAGGACGAUGUGGUCAAAGCUGCGAAAAAAUUUGUGGAUGGCAAGAAGACCAUGGCAGCAAGCGGACAUCUGGUGAACACGCCGUUUGUGGACGAAGUAUGAAUAUAAUAUUUGAGGACGGUUGAUUUUAACUUGGGCGUGUUGCGCCCGGCUGCUUAAAAAGGAGAGAGGACCUCAAGGCCACAGCCUCCUGCAACAAUUCAUUUGACGUCACCAAUCAUUUGUAGUCUGUCCCGCAGUAAGUGUAAGCACCAACAAGAAGCCGGAGAAUCACGAUGCAAUUUCUCUUUUGUUUUUUGUCAAUUUAACUGUAUAUCUAUGUAAAUUAAAGACAGUAAUAACAA